Blepharisma stoltei is the source of this 1893-nucleotide messenger RNA. The record is from the annotation of a GenBank genome assembly. NCBI's taxonomy places the organism in Eukaryota, Ciliophora, Heterotrichea, Heterotrichida, Blepharismidae.
AUGUCAAAUGAUGGCUCUCUAUUACGGCUGUUUAAUUCAGAGUAUUUUCAGCUAGAGCAUCUUCUAUAUUAUUUGCAGAGACGUGAAGAGUCAGGGAUCCACAGUUUUUUGGUCAAUAAAUUAUAUACGUUUCCUAUCGAUGAUAUUUCUUUUUAUAUCCCUCAGCUUAUGAAUCUUAUGAUAAAUCGGCAGGAUUCUGAGGAUUUAGAAAGAUUUUUUUUGGAAACCAGCAUAAAGUCGCAUGAUUUUGCAAUUAAAUUUUACUGAUUCUUGAAUGGAGCUUUAAAUGAUAGGAUUGCGAAUAAACAGGAGAAGCUGGAACGGAUAGGACAUGAUCUAGAAAUGGUCAUUGUCAAUGCGACCCUGCCAAAGCAAAAUCACAAUGUAGAAACUCCACACUUAUUUCAUCUUGAUAUAGAAGAGACAGAGAUGGAAAAAUUUUCAAGAAAAAGCAUUAGGAAUGACUAUUUUAAUUAUCAGCAAAAAGCUAUUGGCUUGCUGUGCAAAAUCUCUGUUGCGCUUUUGAUGAUCCCGCUGGAGCAAAGAGAUGAAAAGUUGAAAAAUUGGCUGUCUGGGAUGGAUAGCUGAAUAAAAGAAACAAAGCAAAAAUACCAUGAGGGGAUUUAUUCGGAGUAUACGAGAAGGAUGUUUAGAGGGAUUAUUAUACCUUUUAAGUUUGUGGAAAAUACAGAUUCAGGAGUGUAUCAGAUAGUAAGGAUAAUAAGUGAUGAGUCUAGCUGCUUCAGUACGAAGGCAAGAGUUCCUUAUAAACUUUUAAUAGAGACAGUUGAUAUGAGUGAAAUCGAGCCAAUAGUAACAGAAAAUAGCCAUGAAGGGACCAAUGACAUUAAUAAUGCAAUGGAGCAUGAAGUAGAAGACAUUGAUGUAAGUCAAGUCGACAAAAUGGUCAAUAAAGAUGAAGAAAGAUUUCAAGGCUUCGAAGACUAUGUUGAAGAAGUACAGAAGACAGAAAGAGAAGGAAAUAAUGCUAUUGACGACACUGAAAAUAACUUAAGCAAUUCAAGUGCCCCUGAUAACCCUUGAGGAGAACCUUGAUCAGGUAUUACUCAAAGAAUCAAAAAUACUUCUCAGUUUUCGAAUUAUGAGUCCUGGAAACUAAGAGCCAUUAUUGUGAAAGGACUUGACGAUCUUCGGCAGGAGUAUCUUGCAAUGCAGUUUAUCAAAAAGUUUAAAACUAUUUUUGAUGAAGCCUUCUUAUCAAUAUAUUUAAGACCAUAUGAUAUUUUGGUUAUAUCUCACAAUACAGGAAUGAUUGAAUAUGUCCCUGAUACGCUUUCAAUUCAUGCUAUUAAAAAAAAUUCAAAAAACUACACGUCGCUUUUGAAUUUUUAUUUAUCAACAUGGCCUAACAACUUUGAAGAAGCCCAGAAAAACUUUAUUGACAGCUUAGCUGGCUACUCACUUCUUUGUUAUAUAUUAAAUAUCAAAGAUCGUCAUAACGGAAAUAUCCUUAUUGAUGGGUAUGGACAUAUCAUUCAUAUAGAUUUUGGGUUCUUUUUCACAAACAGUCCUGGAGGAAACAUUAAUUUUGAGACUGCACCAUUUAAGCUGACUAAAGAAAUGAUUGAACUAAUGGGAGGAAUGGAUAGUGAAAUGUUCAGAUACUAUAAAAUUUUACUUUUGCAAGGAUUUUUAGAAUUAAGAAAGCAUGUUGAUAAGCUUGAGAUCUUGAUUAUUAUGAUGGCUGGCAGAAAAUUCCCGUGCUUUAGAGACUUCGAUAAAGCGGUCAAUGAAUUCCGAGAAAGGUUUCACUUAAGCAAAACUGAUGAAAAAUGUAUGACUUUAAUUGACAACUUGGUAGCAAGCGCAGCCAAUAACUGGAGAACAAGAAGGUACGACGCAUUUCAACGAUACAGCAACGGAAUCUUAUAG